Nannizzia gypsea CBS 118893 is the source of this 519-nucleotide messenger RNA. RefSeq lists its product as hypothetical. The transcript has 2 exons. The record is from RefSeq and is a predicted model, not a curated record. Lineage: Eukaryota; Fungi; Ascomycota; Eurotiomycetes; Onygenales; Arthrodermataceae. The coding region runs from base 1 to 519 and encodes 172 amino acids. Gene Ontology annotation, molecular function: FAD binding.
AUGACAGAGCAGGCUUUUUGCCUGGGUUGCGAUGGUGCAAAUAGUAUUGUCAGAAGGGACCUUGGAAUUGAGCUUGAAGAAGGUCCCAUCCCGGGGUUUGUUCUUCUCAUCCAUUUCAAGCCCAAAGACCUCAGACGCCUCCACAAGCAAGGAAGAUUCUGGCACAUUUUCUUUCCCAAUGAUGUCGCUGCCGGUGGUUCUAUCAAAGAUGCCAUAAUCUCUCAGGAUAAUAUCGAUACCUGGACGGCGCACCUGUUCUUACCAGAAGGAUUUGACUACAGCCAGGUACCCUCGACGCAGGCUACCUAUAUUGUCCUAGGUGGCAUGUGCGCUCCGUACCCAAUCGAAAAAGACCAAGUACUGGUCCGCUCGACUUGGACGCCAAGCAUCGCCGUAGCAAAGUCAUAUUUGGGGCCUCUGCAGAGGAUCCUGAUAGCCGGGGAUGCAUGCCAUCAGACCGUCCCUACCGGCGGCUACGGCAUGAACAUGGGUAUCGAGGAGGCUUUUGACCUUGGAUGA